CGGCCGGGAGGGAGCCUUGUCUCUAAUUAGGAUUUUUAUGUUGUUGUGCCAUGUAACAUCUGAAAGAAAGAGGCAGAGAUCAACCAAAAUAUUCAAUGGAUAAUGAGAGUCAACUAACAACCAGUAAGAACUAAGCACGAUCCGGAAAUGAUGCAAGAGGAUUUGUUUUGAGAAGAGCUGAAAUAAAAUGAUGGGGUCAUCUACAGAGAGUCACAAGGUCGUCUUUGAGAAGGAGGGUGUGUUUCUGCACACUAGCACGAAGCGGAAUAAUGACCAGGAUACACUGAUCCCCGGGGUGAUCCGGAUCCUCGAGAAGGGUCAUGACACUGUGAUGGAGUGGACUCCAAUCAGUGAGAGCGGGGAGCAUCCCCAAUUCCUGUAUUCCAAAAAGGAUUCCACUGUGAAUGGGGCCAGUCAUACUGAGGAGGAGAUGUUUGACCCAGGUUACGAACCUGAUUGGGCUGUCAUCAGCACAGUAGGGUCUAGGACACGCCCACUGGAGGAUAUGCGUGCUGCCACCCGGUCCUCUGAAGUCAACAGCAAGUGGGCAUUCUCUCUCAGUCUGUCUGAACUCAAAUCCAUCCGGAAAAACAAGCCUGGCCUGGGUUGGUCGUACCUCAUCUUCAUCACCAAGGAAGGAAUCUCCUUCCCAGCUCUUCAUUUCCAUGGUGGUGGCACCAGAGCCUUACUGAAGUGUCUGUGUAAAUAUGUCGUCCUGGCCACUUCCAAGAAGGAUCCUCGUCUUUAUCUGAUCUAUUCUCACGACUCUCAUGCCUUAUCCCAAUCUUUUGACGAGUUGCAGCUAUUCGAUGAGCAUUCAUCAGACUUGGUGUCUCGCUUUAUACAGGACCCUUAUGCUGCCACUUUUGGCAGCUUCUCCAAGGUGACCAACUUCCUGCGUGGAGCCCUGCGGCCCCAGGAUGGAUCCCGUCACCGUCCGCUACGCGAGAUGGCGAGCGGUCUUGACUUGGACCAACAGGAGGAGCCAGGCUUUGAAGUCAUCAUGUGUCAAGCUGAUCUAGGUCAGCGGCCAGCUGUGCAGAGGCAGGAGACUAUAACAGCUGAGGAGUGGGAGAAACAUCUGGACUCAGAAGGAAGAGUUCAGGCAGUGGAGGAAUUGAAGAAGAAGAUUUUCAAAGGAGGACUGUGCCACAGCAUCCGUCGGGAAGUCUGGAAAUUCCUGUUGGGAUACUACUCCUGGGAUAGCACGGCUGAGGAACGCAGAACUGUGGUGAAGCAAAAAACGGACGAGUAUUUCCGGAUGAAACUGCAGUGGAAGUCGGUGACUGAAGAUCAGGAACGGCGGAAUUCCCAACUGCGAGCAUACAAGAGUCUGAUUGAACGGGAUGUCAGCAGGACUGAUCGCAGCAACAAGUUCUAUGAGGGGAAUGACAAUCCAGGCCUGGUGUUGUUGAAUGAUGUGCUGAUGACUUACUGCAUGUAUAACUUUGAUCUGGGCUACGUUCAGGGAAUGAGUGACCUCCUCUCUCCCAUACUGUACGUUACACUGAACGAAGUUGAUUCCUUCUGGUGUUUCACAGACUUCAUGGAGCAAGUGCACCGUAACUUUGAGGAGAGCCAAGAGAGCAUGAAGGAACAGCUGGAAAAGUUGGCCCUAUUGCUGCGAAUUCUGGAUUCUGCACUCUGUGACUUUCUAGAUUCCAGAGAGUCAGGAAACUUGUGCUUCUGCUUCCGCUGGCUUCUCAUCUGGUUUAAGCGAGAGUUCUCGUUCCCGGAUAUACUACGGCUCUGGGAGGUGCUGUGGACGGGCCUGCCAUGCCCAAAUUUCCACCUACUGGUCUGUUGUGCCAUCCUGGACUCUGAGCGCGAUGCUCUGAUGAACCCCAACUACGGCUUCAAUGAGAUACUCAAGCACAUCAACGAGCUGACCAUGAGGUUGAACGUGGAGGACGUGCUGUGCAAAGCCGAAGCCAUCUACCUCCAGCUAGCAGCCUGUCCGCAGCUACAACGGAGCGUGCAACAGAUCCUGGGCCUAGUGGAGGACGCUACCCCCACCGCCAGCACUAGCUCUGGCACUGGCAGCUCCCCUCAAGCCCUAUCCCCCAGCCAAACGCACGAGUCGGAGCUUACAGACAGUGCCUCCCACAGCCUGCCCGACAGUAGCAUCGAGAUUUUACACACUGAGGACGGUGCCAUUGAGUCUGGUCAAAGCCCAUAAGUGCUGGGGUCAAGUGGCAGGGCUGUUAUUGGGAAGGGGGGUUACCAAAAUCUCAAAGGACAUUUAAACACUUUGAACAAAGCCUUGAGCAAGAGCUUAAAUGUGGCAGCAGCUUUGGAAAUGAGACAAAAUUCAUCCAUUUAAUCCUGUAAAAAUGGGCAAUAUCCUUUCUUCACUGACUGAGCUUUGAUCUGGACGGUUCUAAUUGAGCAUAACAUUUGCUUCAAUUCCCAAUUCCUGUUCGAAUUCUGAAAGAAGCUGAAAAAUCAUUGGGAACUGGCUGCUGCUUUCAGUUUAGAACGAGUAUUGUGACAUUGUAGAGUUCUGAUUUAUUUUUUUGUUUAAAAAACAUUAUUUUUUCAAAGAAAUUAAACAUGAAGUCCUUUCAAAUUAAGAGGGAGUUUGGUUUAUUGGCAAGGGAGGCAGUAAAUGAGAUGUGGGGACCAACUCCUGCCAUCUGCCCCUCUGGCUUUGUUUGUCAUCUAAACAAAAUCAAAUGCUUCUCUUUUCAUCAAAGGUGUGAUCACCAGUGUUAAGGGAAGGAUUCAGUUGCAGCUCGAUGGUAGGCCAAGCAGAAAUGUUCAGCAUGGCCCAUUGAACAUGUGACAGUGCAAUACUGUAUUUCAAUCAACCGGGCUCCAAAGCAUUGGACUUCAGCCAUGAUGUUAUUUUUUAUGUUUGCCUGAAUCUCCAAAGCCUGUAGUCAGUCAGUGCCUCCCCUAACCGUCCUUCCGAUGUGGCCAAACUUUCCUUCAGUUUGGUGUUUGUCUUUAUUCAGCACACAGCCUAUUUCUGGGUUACCAUUGAUCAAACUGAGGGCAUCCAAACCUGGCUGGGUGAUUCAGUUGUCCGUCUGGAUGCAGCAAACCAUCUGUCAGUGAUUUUCGGCUGGUCAGGGAUCACCUUGAGCUGGUGAACUGAGAGCAAUGUGCCACAUCAAAUGGCGUUUUCUGAGCAGCAGACCUUAUGCAGCCACAACUGCUGACGUUAAUUUUUAUUACUCUGCCGUGAGAGCAAUAGUGUGAUUGGAUCACCCUGAAACGUCAGUACAAAUCCCCGUAAUCCCGUUUCCUACAAGGCCUGUGCUUGAUUUGGUGGAUUUGAACCCAAUGGCCCUGCCAAGUAUGAAACGAAGGGACCAAGACUGUCACUGCAAAGGAAAUAGUGAUUUUUUUUUUUGUCUGUUUGUUCUAUUUUAAGAAAAUACUUGCCAACUCUUGCACAAUUAAAUUUAUUUAUUUCCCAGAGAGGCAUAACCCUGUGAGAAGUGGGUUGCAGAUCUGUAAGACAGUGCAACGCAUGGUAGCUACCUUGCACUGUGUGGGUCAUUGACUUUAUUCUGUGUAACCACAACUGUGUUCUUCAGAGCUGCUGGCGAUCUGGGGAAAUAGAAACUCAGUCAUUCAGCUAGUCAGCAAUAAUGAGGGAAGCACAGCCUGUCCAUUUUACAGGGCGGGGAGUAGAUGUUGGUGGAGGAGCGGGGGUGGGAUUCGGGAUUAACAGCUAGGGCAGAGAGGACAAGAAUACACUUAGUUUUGUGCCAGAUGGGGUGAAAAAGUGUGUGUGUGAAGAGAGCGCUGCUGGAGGAGAGCUGGUUAAUACCAGACUUUGCCGCUCAUUCAGUGGUGUAGUCUAUGCAACUCGUGAAGCAAUAACCUUAUCUUGUAUCGCCAAUGCCCCAAUCCUGUUCCCUCCCGGUUCUGGGACUGGCAAGUGUGUUUCAAGCUCCCACAUUCCACUUUGAGAUAUAAAGGAUUGGCACCCACCCAUGCACAGAAGUGGUCACAGAGGUUGUCGAUAUGGCUCAAUUGCCAAGACUUUUUCACUUUAUUCCGACAAGUGAGUUUUCAAAAACUCCUUCUUCGUAUAUCCCAAAGCUGACUUUCCAGGGUUGUACUGAUAGACCACCACUCUGCCAGAGGUGCUGCCUUUCUUUCUGACUGUGGGAUUAAGCUGAGGCACCUUUGGUCCAUUCUGAUACAUUGCACGUGUUAUUCAAUGACAUUCACUUAAAAGCAAGUGAAUGUUCCUAAUGUCGUAACCAACAUUUGUGCCUAAAGCUAAUGGCACGCAAUGCAGAUUAACCAGUUGUCCAUCUGAUAAAUCUUGUUAAUAUACAAAGUUAAUUUAUGUGUUAGACUCCACUUUAAAGUAAUUAAGUGCUUUGAGGUAUUUUCAGUAAUAUGCUUACAUUUUCUAGUAAGAUUUUUUCAGUUAAGCCAGUAAGUUUUCAUUUGAAUCCUUAAAACACCCUCCAAAUUGCUUUUGCCAAGGGGAAGCACAAAAUUAUUAUAUCCAAGGUUCAUUUUGUGCCUGUAUUUUAAAUAAUAUGUGACUUUAAUUUAUCUAAAAAUUGGUCAGAGGGUUUUCUUUAGUAGUCACUAGUUAUGUGUUUAAAAAAAUUUAUAAAUCAAUGUAAUCAGAAAAUCUAUUUGAAUGUGUGCUAUAAAUUGACUUUCUGUUGUGCUAUUCAGUUAGAAUGGUGAAAUGUUACUGAUGUAGCUUGCAAAUUACGCUUGACCUAGGUAGGAUGUACAGUGUAAUGUCUCCCUUCCCCAUUCUUCUGCACGUUUAUCUUCUUUGACCCAGCUUGCUUUAAACAAAACAUAUAUUCCAGACCAUUCAAUUCUCUUGCUGGUGUAUCUGCCCCCAGCACAGAGAGUUCCCACAAUGUUUGCAAAGAAGUUGAGUAAAUUACCUCCGUCUCACAGUUCUUCAACAGGACCCAAUGUGUAUUCUUUGGACAGUAUAGAAGGGAGGUUUACUCUGUAUCUAACCCAUGCUGUACCUGCCUUGGGAGUAACCAACACUGGAUAGGGUGCCUGAAGGAGAAAGUUUUAUUCUCUGCUUCAGCAAUGUUGCUGUGACUAACAAAACAAAAAUUUAAACAGAUACUGACAGUAAUCAGCAAUGUUGUAUUUUUAUUGCAUCAGCAAACAAUAGCAUGGGUCUGACUCAAGCCCUGUAAACUCAGCUUUAUGAGGAAGCUGAAAUUUUACAAUUGGUGAGGUAAUCCUCUGUGCUGACUUCAAUACCACGCCCACAGACAUCAUCCAAAAAUGACCCAUCCAUUAUUAUCUCGCAGGGGAGCGAUCAGAUCUUGGCAGCUGCUUAAGGGCUUAAGGUAAUGUUGUGGAGGCCUCAGGCAAGCUGAACUCUGUAACCUGCUGCACACACAAAGCUGUUUAACCCAGGCUCAAGUUAGCAAAGGGUUAAUUCUCUUUUUGAGGUCUAAUGUCACUGAAUCCAAGCAGAGUGAUGUUGGGUGGAAAGUUCAGCGGUUGUGCAGUGAUCAAAACCAGAUUUUCGAGAUGCUUUGUGGCAAGUAAAGCCAAUUAUAAAGUAUAAAUAUAUCUUUGCCCGCUCCACCAUACCAUUAAUAGCCAAUCCCCUGGUAUGAUUGACAGUAAGCCUCAUGCUGUGUCUUUUAAGUACUGAACUAUUUUUCCCUGCAGCCUCUGAUUUUUAACAUAAUUCCUGCUCCAACGAGAAGGUACAUUUGAAGCAGUUUUCACCUUUAAGCAGACAAGGUCCUUGUUUAGCCAGUGGGCAUCACAAACUGUUAGAAGGUAGGAGCAGGAGGAGGCCAUUCACCCCCUCUAAUGUUUCAGCUUCCAAUAAAACACCUAUUCCAUAACCCCCAAAACUUGUGCCCAACCAAAAUAUGUUGACCCUUUUCCUCUGUGAAAUGUUCAAUUGAACCUUGUUCCUCAUCCUCCCCACCCAGUUGUUUUGAGGGUUGGGGGGGGAGAAAGUUCACAUUUCCUCAAGUUUUUAAAUGGAGAAGUGUUUCCUGAUUUGUUACAGAGAAGAUCACAAGUUUGAAGGCCUCGCUCAUAAUGAGGCAGUUUGAAUUGAAUGCUGCAAAGCACAGACUCAUUCUCCACAGAAGAUGGUAUUCAGUUCAUGCCUGUACAGCCUCUUUGAAAGAGUUUUCCAAUGGCUCCCACUCUUCUAGCUCUUUCCUGUCGAGUAGAAAUGACAGAAGGAAUUCAGAGCAUUUGCAGUCAGCUGGGCCCAGUGGACUGUGUGAUAUCAAUAAUAUUAAUUCCAGGAUAUGGAGCAAACGAAACAAAGUACCUCCCAGCAGCUCUGAGUGCUGUUAUCCAAACACUCCCUGGUUGAUCAAAGGCAUUUUGCUUUGCAUUAUGUUUGUGAAUAAGAUGCUCAACAUUCAUGAGCAGACAAAUCUUCAUUAUGGAGCAGAAUCUGGCCCCCCAAUCCCAGGAACUCACUCACACAGUGCUCCCACAUGGAGCUUGCUUUGCUCAAAGUGGGAUUCUUGCUCCCUGCAAGGACACAGCUCUGUUUGUCACAUUAGGCAGGAUUCACCAAUCAGAAAGUUCCUGCCUUGUCUACAUGACAGCGGAGUAAUAAGAGGCAAGGAAUGUCCUUUGACUCUAAUGAAGCGUGUUGGGUGUUGUUUCAAUGUAAAUGGCAUUCCAAUAUAGUUUUAUCUUUUCUGAACAACAUCUUUUUUUUAUGGCCAGCUCUGAUGAAUGAGGCGAUGAUGCCUUUAGCAACAUGCACUGCGAUUAAACAAUGUCAUUUUGGCUGCCGGUUGCCUAAACGUGUCUGGAUGGCAGCUGUGGCGCUAGAACUCCGUGAUGGAGCCUCCCCCACUCCCGCCUUGCUGCUAGCCACAUCCCUCACUGUACAGCUCACUUAGCGUCUAGAGCAAUGAGUGAGUGAGACAUUGGCUGAUGCAGCUAGGACUCUUUUCUGAGUGUCCCUCUGAGUCAAUGCAUUUGUAAUUCAUUUCAGAGCACCUCUUGCAUGGGUGCUUGAGUACUGCAAAUUUAACAAAGUCUAUGCACCAACAUAUUAGUUACGUUAUUGGGUACCUCAAGCCAGCACUUGCAAGUUUGGCUGAAAAGCAGUAUUUCCACACCGGUACGGUCACUGCCCCCCAACUAGUGGUGACGUUGGCAAUAAACGCAGCACUGUUUCAUUCACCUAAACCCCAGUGCACAUUCUUCCCAUUAGAAUUCAUCCUUUUAUACAGCAACAAUAUAUACUGAAAAAGAUAUGUAACCUAUAUCAGCUCCUCCCAACAUGUCUGAUGCCUACUGCACUGGCAGGACAUGUGCAGCUGUAUUGAAGGUCGGCCUCCCCUGGUAGCGGUGAUGUAUUCCUGCAGGAAUACAAUGAUUGAUUAGCAUCCUCCUAUUCUCCACCCCUCCCUGAUACAGUGGUACACAGCAGUGGCUAAGGGCCAGUGGGCUACAGCGUAAAAUGUGCAGUAUCUGAUCAGUAAUGGAUUCUGUGAAGCAAGGCCUGUUGUGAACUGUAUUGUAUACCGCCUGGUGCUGUGCUAUAAGGUUCACUUCUGUCUUGAAACUUCUUGUGUGAUUCUAAAAUGUAUGACUGUAAUUUGCUGUAUUAAAAUACUGACCCAAUCACUA
This is a messenger RNA of Rhincodon typus (whale shark), 7584 nucleotides long. It is a transcript of the gene tbc1d17, whose product is annotated as TBC1 domain family, member 17. The coding region runs from base 188 to 2179 and encodes 663 amino acids. The transcript has 18 exons. NCBI's taxonomy places the organism in Eukaryota, Metazoa, Chordata, Chondrichthyes, Orectolobiformes, Rhincodontidae. The record is from RefSeq and is a predicted model, not a curated record. Gene Ontology annotation, biological process: activation of GTPase activity. Gene Ontology annotation, molecular function: GTPase activator activity.